AUGAUUCACUUGAGCUUCAAAGCACUGAGUAGUUGGGCCCAGCCAGUUCGGCUGUGCCCAGAAUGGCGAGGCAAGCUUUGCUUGAGCCUGCUACUGCGAUUGACAGACACGGUGCUCACACCGUUGGAGUUUGAUGCCUUGCAGCAGCAGCAGCAGCAGCAGCAGCAGCAGCAGCAGCAGCAGCAGCAGCAGCAGCAGCAGCAGCAGCAGCAGCAGCAGCAGCAGCAGCAGCAGCAGCAGCAGCAGCAGCAGCAGCAGCAGCAGCAGCAGCAGCAGCAGCAGCGCAACCCUCCAGCCCUUGAGCUUUCGAGCAUGGCAUGUGCUGGGGGCUCAAUUCAAUGA
This is a messenger RNA of Effrenium voratum, 342 nucleotides long. The record is from the annotation of a GenBank genome assembly. Lineage: Eukaryota; Dinophyceae; Suessiales; Symbiodiniaceae.